This is a messenger RNA of Fusarium oxysporum Fo47, 1089 nucleotides long. RefSeq lists its product as uncharacterized. The transcript is spliced from 2 exons. NCBI's taxonomy places the organism in Eukaryota, Fungi, Ascomycota, Sordariomycetes, Hypocreales, Nectriaceae. The record is from RefSeq and is a predicted model, not a curated record. The coding region runs from base 1 to 1089 and encodes 362 amino acids.
AUGCCAGAAGUUCCUUGGCCCAAGACUCGUAGAGUCCAAGAUGCCAAUGGAUGGGGCAAUCACGAUGUCCUGGAACACGAUCAAACCCUGUUCCCUCUGGACGACGAGACGCGCGCUCUUUAUGAACGCGCCACCACUGGCCAGUCAUCACUGAGCGAUGCUGACCGGCAAAAGCUCUCCCAAUUGCCAUCUCAGGGAGCACAAGACUCCCACUACCGAAAACAAUGCGGCUUAACCCGGUCUGAACUCAUCGCCAAGGCUGUUCAGGAUCCCGGAUCGCUCUCAUACUUCGAAGCAUCCCUGAUAAUCACCCCAGCCAUGGACCCUGGUCUAAGUCUACAGAGACAUAGAGUGAGCAAGAUCGAAUUGUAUCUUUUGGAUACUGUGUUAGAGGCUGUUUUGACAAAAGAAGAAAUUGCUGCUCGUCAAAUCAGCUUGGAUAUGAAGGGCUUCUGGGAUCAACAAAGCGGAAAUGCCAAAGAAACGCGCAGGGAUAACGAUAGACAGAUUAUCGAAGAAACUAUGACUGUUCAAUGGCAGGAAUACAUUAUGGGUUUGAGUGAUCAUAAGUUGGCAUCUUGUGGCUUUGUGAUCUUUCACUCAAAAGAUCUUGACUGGCCGGUAUUCAAGGAGCAGAUGGAAACUGCCAUACGGCAUGGCUUCAAUUUCAUGUCCGGAGUCAAGACAGCGAUCAAAGACAGGCUCGCAAUACAUGAAACAAAGUGUGAUGAUUCGAAAUCUCUGCAGAGCCGCUUCACCGCCAUGCAAGAUGAAAGAGCUAUCCCUAAAGGCUUGCAAUCAAACGCAUUCCUCUAUGUUGAUGACAAGACACUUCAAUCUCGACACUCAGUCAGGCCUUUCGUUUGGCUAUGGGAACUUGACGCAACGGGAUAUGUCAUCGACAAGGGCCGUACAUGGCCAUGGAGAAACACAUCAGACUUGGAGCAACUUCACGCUGAAGCUGGUCCUUCACGAAACUCGGACGGUGAACGAGAUAGAAUAUGGCCUCCAACUCCACGACAGUUUCAGAUCCAGUCUUCGGGUUCCUUUGAUAAUGAGCUAAGGAUUGAAUGUGUAGCGACAUGUUAG